Phaeoacremonium minimum UCRPA7 is the source of this 321-nucleotide messenger RNA. RefSeq names its product putative histone h4 protein. The coding region runs from base 1 to 321 and encodes 106 amino acids. NCBI's taxonomy places the organism in Eukaryota, Fungi, Ascomycota, Sordariomycetes, Togniniales, Togniniaceae. Gene Ontology annotation, molecular function: DNA binding; structural constituent of chromatin; protein heterodimerization activity. The transcript has 5 exons. Gene Ontology annotation, biological process: nucleosome assembly. The record is from RefSeq and is a predicted model, not a curated record.
AUGGGAUUUAGAAAAGUCCCCCGAGAUACCAUCCGUGGCAUUACCAAGCCCGCUAUUCGACGAUUGGCUCGACGAGGCGGUGUCAAGCGCAUUUCAGGCUCCAUCUACGACGAUAUCCGCGCGGCGCUGAAGGCCAGACUGGAGUUGAUUCUGAAGGACUGUGUCACUUUCACCGAGUACCGAAAUGCAAAGACCAUCACCAUCCAUGAUGUCCUCUUCGCGCUGAAGCGUAUUGGCCGUCCGAUCUACGGGUUUGAUCCCGAGACGUACAAUGAGCCACGCAAGGGUCAUGGUAUCCCGGCAGCUGCUGCCUCGCCUUGA